ACUUCGUUGUGUUCCUGAUAGUAAAUACACGUGUUGUACAGUUUUAGGUUGAUUUUUUAGUUAUACUCGGCCAAAAACAUGAAGAAGGACAAAAAGGUAACCAAAAAACAAGUCGCUAUGACCGCUGAAGUCGUCGAUAAAAAGUACGAUCUAAUCAAAACCAUAAACGAGGACGAAGACGUUGAGAAUUUAUCGGCUGAAUCUGAUGUCGAAGUGGAGUAUCAGCCAACUAAACUAAAAAAUCAGAAAAAGGGUGAUUUCGACGGUAACUUUAAGUUCGUUUCGUCCGUAAGCGAAUACAACCACGACACUUGGGAUGACCUGAUGAAAUUUGUUAAGAAAAAGAACCGCGGCAAGGUAGACGAUAAAAUCGCACACGUUAUAAAAGGACGUUCCAAGGAGAAAGCCGAUAUACUUAAUGGGGGAGAUGAUGAUCUAGAUCCCAGUUCGUACAACAAUGAAGUCGACUUGUCGGACGAUGAACUUAAGCAUGACGUUAUGAGGGUGAAACCGAAAAAGGGCAAAAAACGAGAAAUUGAAAAUGGAAAUAAUGAAGUCGAAAUUGAAGAUGACGAUGAGGAGCAAAAAGAUUUUUUCGAGGAAGUUAAAAACCACGACGAAAUAUCGUCCUUCUAUCAGAUGAAUUUAUCUCGUCCGCUGAUGAAGGCUAUCGGAGUUCUUGGUUACAUUUAUCCUACACCGAUUCAAGCUGCUACAAUUCCUAUAGGUUUACUGGGCAGAGACAUCUGUGGUUGCGCGGCGACUGGUACUGGAAAAACAGCUGCGUACAUGCUGCCGACUCUAGAGCGUUUACUGUACAAACCGGCAUCAGCACAGGCGGUAACCAGGGUGCUUGUUCUAGUGCCAACGCGUGAAUUGGGCGCACAAGUAUAUCAGGUUUCCAAACAGUUAACUCAGUUCACAAAUAUUGAAGUUGGAAUCGCUAUCGGUGGGUUGGAUGUAAAAGCGCAGGAAGCGGUACUUAGAACGAAUCCCGAUAUUGUCAUCGCAACACCGGGUCGAUUGAUUGAUCACAUAAAAAAUACGCCUAGCUUUUCGUUGGAUUCUAUAGAGGUGCUAAUAUUGGACGAAGCUGAUCGUAUGUUGGAUGAAUAUUUUGCCGAACAGAUGAAAGAAAUUAUUCAGAGUUGCAGUAAAACACGACAAACUAUGUUAUUCUCUGCAACCAUGACGGAUCAGGUGAAAGAUUUGGUAGCAGUUUCACUGUCGAAACCGGUCAAAGUUUUCGUCAACAACAACCAAACGGUAGCGUUCAAUCUCCGACAGGAGUUUAUAAGAAUUCGUGAAGGGCGUGAAUCUGACCGUGAACCAUUAUUGGCCGCGUUGCUGUGCCGUACCUUCCACGAUCAUUGUAUGGUGUUUGUUCAGACGAAAAAAACCGCCCAUCGGUUAAGAAUUCUAAUCGGCUUACUGGGCAUUAAAGCGGGUGAAUUACAUGGCGACCUAACACAAUCGCAGCGUUUAGAAUCUUUGAAACAGUUCAAAGAUGAACAAAUCGAUGUUCUCGUGGCGACUGAUGUGGCUGCUCGUGGGUUGGAUAUAAGUGGUGUGAAAACUGUUAUUAAUUUUGUAAUGCCCAUUACACUUGAACAUUACAUUCAUCGUGUCGGUCGUACUGCUCGUGCGGGUAAAGCCGGUGUUUCUGUCUCCUUGGCGGGAGAACUGGAGAGGAAGAUUGUAAAAGAUAUCAUAAAAAAUGCUGUCAAUCCUGUUAAGAAUCGCAUUAUUCCACCGGAAAUUAUAGAAAAAUAUAGGAAUAAGGUCCAAGCAUUAGAAACGGAAAUCGAAAAAGUACUGCAAGAAGAAAGAGCUGAAAAAUUGUUGCGUCAAACUGAAGAACAGUUGAACAAAACGGAGCAAAAACUAAAAGGAGUUGUAGGUGGCCCAAGUCGUGAAUGGUUCCAGAGUCGGAAGGAUCGAAAAGAAGAAAAGGAGCGCCUUUCGUUGAAGUCCGACACGGACAAGGAGAACAAGAAAAAAAGCAAAAAACGAAAGCGGGGUGAAGAUAGCGAUGACGAGUUCGACCCGGUCAAAUUUCAGCAAGCAAAAAUGCAAAAAAUGGCAAAGAAAAAGGCAGAAGUCAAUAAAACUCCCAGCCAACUGGCGAAGGAGCGUGCCCUACAGGAGCUAACGAAGGUGUCCCUGGUACAGGCCAAACUUUCGAAAAUUAAAAACCGGCCAUCGAGAGUUACUGCCACCGGGGAAGAGCGCAUGGGUAAAGGAACGGCUGAAAAGCCUGGCGCUAAACGUAAAGGGCGACUGUCCCGUUUUGAACGAGACCUUACCGAUAUCAGCAAAAAGGGAGUUAAAAAGCUGAGGUAUGAUGCAACCAAAAAGCAAAGGAUGGAUAAAAAGGGGAAAGGAAAGCCUGACAAAGCGAAAAUUAGCGUCGAUAAGUUCCGUAACAAGAAAGGAUUGAAUAAGCAGAACAAAGGGAAGUCUUUCGGACCGAAACAGUCGAAGAAGGGAAAACGUUAGAUUAGAAAACAGUUGUUAAUAUAAGUAUUAUUAACAAAAAUAAAUUGUUUUCACUCCUAA
Molecule: messenger RNA, 2559 nt
Organism: Wyeomyia smithii (pitcher-plant mosquito)
Lineage: Eukaryota; Metazoa; Arthropoda; Insecta; Diptera; Culicidae
Gene: Rs1
Product: probable ATP-dependent RNA helicase DDX27
Exons: 5
Coding region: 79-2499 (806 amino acids)
Molecular function (GO): ATP binding; nucleic acid binding; RNA helicase activity
Source: RefSeq, a predicted model, not a curated record